AUGUCCCUAAGUAUUGAUGAUGCUAUUAGAAAAAAUAUAACGUGGAAAGAGUUACCACAAGAAUUGAUAGCAUUAUUGGGUGGUUCUCAAAAAGAAUAUGAUAAAUUAGUUCUUGAUUUUUCUGUAAAAAAUCAACUAAGGUUUAAGGGAAAUCUUGUUGAAAAACAAGGAAAAAAUGAGGAUGGUUAUUAUGAUGUGGUUGCUAAUUAUAGUCAAAAAUAUUUAAUGUUAUAUCCUUAUCAUUUAUCAAAUAUUUAUGUUUCAAAAAGUAUAACACCUUUUAUUUAUUAUUCACAAAUGAUAGAAGAUACUAUAAGAACAGAAAGAUCAUAUGAUUCAUUGCCAAAUUUUACUGCCGCAGAUGUUUUAAGAUUAUUUGGAAUUGGUCGAAAUGAGUAUAUGGAUUUAGUUUAUCAAACAAAAUCUAAAAGUGGUAUUUUUAGAAGAAAAACAAAUAUUAAAGAUUUAUUACCACAAAAACCAAUUAAUAUUUUAAUUGAACCAUGGUUUAUGAUUGAACUUGGUGUAGUACAUGAUUCAGAAUUAAAAACACUUGCAAAAAAAGAAAGAGAUGUAAUGGAUUUAAUACUUGAUGGUGGUUCACAAUUAGCAGGAACAUUAGAUAAAUCUGUUCUUCAAAUUUUAUAUCAAAAAAGUAUGAUAUAUUUAAGUGUACCAAUACAAAAUGAAGAUUAUGUAUAUGUACCACCAUUAGAUGGUUUUGUAAUGAAUCGUGUAACAGGAGAUUGUAUAGAAACACUUCUUUAUAAAAUUUUUGUUGCUCUUGAUGAACAAACGACAGUUAAAGAAUUAUCUGAAGUGUUAGAUGUUGAUUUACAACUUGUAAAAAAUGCUAUUUCUGUUUUUUGUCGUUUAGGUUUUGCUAAAAAACGUGUUACUGGUCUUGAAAAUUUUGCACUUCAUAAAACGUGGGCUGAUUAUAUGGUAUUUAAUGACAUUGUUACUUCUCCUACUGUUGAAACAUUAUCAACAAGUUCCACAAUAUUUGAUCUAUCAGAAUUAACUAAUUCACUUGUAUCUCCAGGUACCACAGAGUUUGAUGAUGAUGAUUUAGUAGCUGAAAUUGAGCAACAUCUUCCACAUUCCAGUAAUAAUACUAAAAGUAUUGCAAAUUCACUUUCUUCACCAGGAAAUAAUAUUUCUGGUUCAAGUUCUGAUUCCUCCAAAAGAAUAGGUUUUAUCUUUGAUUCAACUUUAACUGCUUUUCUUAUGAUGGGAAAUUUAUCAGCAUCCCUAAAACAUCAUGCUGUAACUUUAUUUGAAGUUGGUAGAUUAACAGAUGAAGCAGUGGGAAGUUUUGUUGAUGAACUUGAAAAUGUUAAUUUUUUUUCUGAAGGUGAGGCACAACAUUACUCAGUACAUGCAAAAACAUUAAGACAAACUAUUAUAAAAUUACGUGAAAUGGGUGAAAUAGAUUUGUUGCGUGGUGAAUCACUUUUAUCAUUAGAUAAAAAUGUUCGAAAAAAAAUGAUGGAAAAAAGUUAUAAAUUGGUAGUUACAAUGGGACCAUUAAGUACGGAGGCCUGUUCAAUACCAUUACUUUCUAUUCCAUAUUUUGGUGCACCAACAGUUACCUUUUUAUCACCAUGGUUUAAACUUCAUAUUUAUGAAUUAUCUAAAAAUGGUCCACCUUCAUUAUGGAUACCAAUGGGUGAAAGAUUAACAAAAAUUCCAAAUGAAUUUGUUCAUUAUAAAAAAUUAAUUGUUUACUCAAGUACACAUGAACCAAGUAUAGUUUCUGUUGAGAAAUGUUUAGCUUCAAUUAAUGAUUCUCUAACUACAGCACCAGUUAUGAUACAAGCUUAUAGUGAUAUUGUUGAUGAUUCUGAAAUAGUUUUAGUUCCAUUUCCAUUUGAAAAAACAAAUAGAUCAAAAAGUUUUGAAAAUCAUCCAAGUAUAAUUAAAUUAUGUAAUGAAUUAAAUUUAAAUACAUUAUGUGGUUAUAUAGUUCUCCUUCAAUUAACAAAUUUUGAUACAAAAGAAAAUAUUUCUAUAGAUGAAGAUAAUAUAAAUAUAUCUAUUGAAUCAAAAUCAUCAACUCAAUCAACACCUACACAUAUAUUUGAGAGAAACAAUAAAAAUUCAAUAAUUAAUAAAGAUCCCAGAAGAGUAUAUAAUUGCAAAGAUUUAUUAAAUGAUAAUGAAAGAUUUGAAGAUUUUGUAAUAUUUGAUAUUGUAUUUGGUGUUCCAUUAUUUAAUGAAAAAUUAAAUGAAAUAAUUUUUGAUAGGAUUAAGGAAAAAAAUGUUUUUAAUGAUCCACAAAAUUCAAUAGGUUUUGAAUUUAUUUUACAAAAUCAAAUAACUUCAAUAAAAGAAAUGUUUAAUCGUUUUCAUGUUUCUAAAUCAGAGGUUCCUUUCAAUCGAUCUGAAACAAAUGAAAUACCAUUUCCUGUAAAAAAAUUAUUCUUCAAUAAUACAGUUGGCAGCUUAAAUAUUUACUAA
Strongyloides ratti is the source of this 2463-nucleotide messenger RNA. Its product is annotated as Protein FAM91A1. The transcript is spliced from 3 exons. Bases 1 to 2463 code for a protein of 820 amino acids. NCBI's taxonomy places the organism in Eukaryota, Metazoa, Nematoda, Chromadorea, Rhabditida, Strongyloididae. The record is from RefSeq and is a predicted model, not a curated record.